Carassius gibelio (silver crucian carp) is the source of this 2283-nucleotide messenger RNA. Its product is annotated as protein FAM89A. The transcript has 2 exons. The record is from RefSeq and is a predicted model, not a curated record. Bases 191 to 718 code for a protein of 175 amino acids. NCBI's taxonomy places the organism in Eukaryota, Metazoa, Chordata, Actinopteri, Cypriniformes, Cyprinidae.
CAGUCUGCUCUGGGGCUCUUUAAAUCGACAGGAAGUGAGAGUUGCAGCCUUACAGAUUAUAGUGUUGUUCGGAGUAGCGGCUGUUAUAUGGAUUUUCCGACAUCAGGGUGUAAAGGUCUUUAAGAAAAGUACCCCAUGCCGUUACUGUCCACUCGUCUGUGAGCAGAGCGUGUUAUCUGUGGAUGUCAGUAUGAAUGGUAAGGCUGGGACUGGAGCAGCGGGCGGUGUGCUGGCCUGUAUCGAGGGUCUUCCGCCGCUGCCCAAGAGCCUGAGCGGACUGCUCAACUCCAGCGGCGGCUCGUGGAGAGAGAUGGAGAGGAUGUACGUGAAGAAGACCAUGAUUCAGGACGACUUGAGUCGAGGAAGGAAUAAUACGGACAAUCUGCUGGCGAACAAACCAGCAAACCUGGAUGCCGCCCUUGCUUUGCUCAGAAAAGAGAUGGUGGGUCUGCGGCAGCAGGACAUGUCCCUGCUCUGUCAGCUCUGGUCCCUUCACGAGUCCAUCCAGGAGUACAAGGGCAGCUGUCAGGACCUCUCCGCUGUGUCCAGUGCGGAUGGACCCUACGGGAUGGAGAACGGUUAUUUCGAUGAAGAUGAGGAAUAUUAUACCGACUCCGGUACGACGCCAGCCGAGACGCCUGAUGGAAACGACACCUCUCCUAAAAACGGGACAUCCAAAGACGGCUGGAUGCAUGAAUCGUUCCAAAUCACAAUCUAAAACACUUGACUUCUUUUCUUCAAUGAAAACAAGCUGUGCCAUAAUUUAGUUUGCUGGCAUUGUUUAGUUUUACAGCAGACUCUUUCUAUAGUAAAUAUAAUUGACAAUUAUUAUUUAUUGUGUAAUAUGAUCCAUACAGUAGUAUUUUUCCCCUCUGAAUUAAUCAGCAUUGGAAAUGUUAUAAGAUUUUUUUAAUAAGGGGAGAAUCAUAUCAUUUCAUAAUGAUGUUUACACUAAAUCAUGUUAAACUUGUGUUGAUGAAUUUAUAGCAUUGGUUUGAUACUAAAAAGUCUUAUUUCUCUUUGAGCAAUUGCUCACUGGGUGCUUUCAGUUUUGUUUUUACUGAAAAUAUGAAUCCUGAAUAUGCUGGAAAUGCUGCCUAUUCUUUGCUGAAAUGUAAUCCAGGGUAUAACCAGCACAACGAGCUUGAAACAGCAUCACCAAAACAAGACGCAAUGUCCCAGUUUACUCAUUGCAUUAUGUAUUGUGUAAUUUAGUAUGAACAUGCUAUCUAGAAGUAAAUCGAUAUCCAGCUCCAUAGCAUUUCCCUCUCACCUUAUGCAAACCUAUUCUAGAUCAUGUAUUGUAGAGGUUUUAUUUAUUUACUUACAGUAUAAUUGCUGCUUGAAUUCAGUCUUCCAUUGUGCAUAUCAUGGGAGUAUUAUCAUGUCUGUUUUUACUCAAAUGUCAAGGUUUCCUGUAUUCAUAAUGUGAGAUAAUAAACGUUGUUUUUGCAAGUACAAAUGGCCAUCAAAUCCACUAAAAAGUUUCAGUGUUUAUCAUAGCAUGCCAUAAUGUAAGCAUUUAUUACAUAUUUUCUUGAUGUGUUGGUGAACUGAAUGCCUGGAUUUCAAAAUGUGCACCAUUAUGGAUCGUCUAAUACUGUUUCUACUACACAAAUAUUAAUAUCCGCAGAGAGAGAAUCUCUUCUACCUCUUGUGUGUUUGACGUCUGAAAACUGUUUUCUCACACUAGCAGAUACAAACAAGUGGAUCUUUUUUUUUUUUUUUUAUUCCCAGUAUUUAUAUAAGUCCUGAUUCGAUUUUAACGCUCUUUUACAAUGAAUAACUUUCAUAUUUGGUUCGAUUCUGAGUGCAAAACUGAAAAAAGAUCUUGUUAUGCAAUCUGCAAGGCUUUAGGUGCAUUGACUAAAAUCAGCACUGAACUUCACCCAUUGUGCCUUGACACACCUCAGCUUUGAAUCCAUGUUUUUUUUUCCAUCUCUGGCCCGUGCAUUCAUUUAGUCCCUCUUAAUAACAGGAGAAAGUUCCACCCAGAAAAUGUGUCCUGAUGAUCUACUACCCUGCAGUCAUUUAUUGCUAUGAUCAUGCAUGGAAAUUCCCACUCGAAUUUUGUAACUGUUUUGCAUACAAAGAUGUUAAAUGAUCUGGUUUAGAUGCCGUUUGUGUGCUCGACUUGUUUUUGGUCAGUCUGUUCUUGAAUGUUUUUCAAAAUUGUCAAAUGUGUUUAUGUGCGAUUUGACCUGAUAAUUGAUACAGGAAUCAUUAUUUUGUUUGUUUUCUCUUGUGUGUGUCAGUGAUGCAUAAUAAAAAUAAUGUAUGGUC